AUACACACUUGGUCAUAGUUUGAGCGCAGCUUUCGAGAAGCGAGUUCUAUUGCUAGCUGUUUGUGCACUUGCAAAUUUUGCAACAAAGUCAACUUACUAGUGCCCUAUUGCUCCCUGUAGCUUAAGGUCAUAUUAAAACAAGUGUUCUAAAAUCCACAGAACACUAUAGGUAACUUGCCAUAGAGAAAUCAUACGCUCGUUUUACUACGAACAACACAAUCACCAUGAAGUUACUGCAAGCCCAUUCAAAAUAGGAUAUUGAUGGCUGAUGUCUGAAAAUGUACACCUCCAUUACUCCAUUACAAUAUUUCAACAUCCCUGAGAUGGUCUUAUUCUUCAAACAAAAACAACUGAGAGCUCUUCUCCACUGAAUGUUUUCAAUGAAUUAGCGUCGCAGUGAACUAUGUUUUGCAUCUCAUCCCCGAACUGUAAAGUUUUUGCUCAAAUUAUCCACACACUAGCAAAGAUUGGUGAUGAAGUCCUCUUUGAGCCCAGAGCAAGGAGCUUAGUUUUGAAGACUAAAAAUCUGGCCGAGUCCUCCUACGCUGAGACAGAGCUUCAGGCAAAUUUUUUUUCAAGUUUCUCUUUUAAUCCUACGCUUUAUCAAGAAGAUACAAUUAACUUUAAAGUAACUGUGCGUUCUCUAGUUUCUGUGGUCAAAUCUCCGCACAGUUUUGACAAAAAUGUUGAUACUUGUUUAUUACGUUAUGAGCAGGGAAAGUUUCAGCUAACUGUUAUUAUCUCUUACUCUAAAGGCACAACAAAAGAAUUUAUCAUUCCUCACAUAGAAUAUGAAUCUUUUGAGGCUAACUUUUCUAAAGCUGAUGCAAAGAAUUACAUGCUAUCAGAUGCUUGCACUUUGAUGUCAGCAGCAAAUCAAUUUAAGUCUGGAGAAGACGAAAUAACUUUGUCUUGCGGCAAAGAAAACAGUAUACUUGAAAAUUAUCUGCAAAAUGCCAAAGAUUGCAAAACAACAGUGAAAACAACUGUAAGAGUUGAUCAUCAGUAUUUAGAAACAUAUUCAAUUAAUUUCCCUACAGCAAUCACCUUUUGUUUAAAAGAAUUUAAAGCUUUACUCAUGUUAGCAGACAAUGUUCGGGCACCAAUUGCAUUUUACUUUGAUUCUCCGGGGAAGCCAUUGACUUUGGAAGUUAGUGAACAGGGUAUUUUUCGAAUUAAUGUUCUCAUAUCUACCCUUCAAGCUUCAACGAGUGACCAGCAGCAAUCAUCUCAAACUCCACCAGCAAGUCUGGCUAGCCAAAGUGGUCAGUCAAACUGUGAUGAUAACAGGCAGUCGGCACAAGUAAUUUCUACAAAAAACAUUCCAAAUAGUGUAGCACCGCCUGCAAGUAGUAUUCUUCAAAAUCAAUCAAAAGCCAACCCAAUUCGGGUGCAAAAUAAUAUAAGAGACUCUGAUAGGUUUGCCUACAAUUUUCCGAUUCCCACAACUAGUCUAAAUCGGCAAGGAUCUCAAAAUUUAAGUCAAAACAACGGUUUAGUCAGGUCUCAAAAUUGUGACUCAAGUCAGAGAGGUCACAAUAAAUUUCACAGUAAUGGAAAUAAUGACCAAAAUGAUAUGCAUGAUCCAAGUCAAACUAAUACCAGUUACAAUCAAAAUGAUGAUCUUAUUAGAAGUCAAAGAAGGACGCAUGAUUUAAGUCAAAAUAAUGAAAAUGUUAGCCAUAAAAAUAGUCACAAUGCAGUUCAAAGCAAUGAGCCCAAUAACCCGGUUUCUUCUCAACCACAGAACCUUGAUGAAGCAGAAAAUUUUGUUCCUAAUGAUUUUAUACUUGACCCAAAUGAUUUCGCUGGUGAUGAUUUCAACCUUGAUGAAGAACCAAAAAGUUCAAAGCGCUGCUCUGAUAUAGAACCUCCACAGUCGACCAAGCAUCCUCGGAAAAGGAGGAGAGAACCUGAGAACAACAAUACCCUUGAAGAUAUAGAGGCAUUUGUCAAGGAAAAAAGGUCUAGCGUCAAUUCUGAGGCUUUGAAUUCCAAGUUUGAUGAGGUCAAUCAUUCUCGAAUGAAAAUUCUGCAUGAUCCGGUUAAUCAGCUUAUUUUAAAUGUUUUUCGGUGGUUUUUUAAUCCAGCAAAGAGCUGGAAAAAGAAUCGAUCAAAGGUCAUUGUGUAUGAUUCAGAUGGUUUUACUGAUUCAGAUUGAUUGUCAGUCAAGUAAAUAAACUUGAAAGUAGAACAAUUAUGUCAAGUACUCCGUCAAGAAUUUGGAAUUUCAUCUAACAUGUUGUCUCUUCAAGAUACUUAGUUCAUUUCUUUACGGAAAUGCAUUGGCUCCAUACUCAUAGUUACUUAUUAACACAUCCAAUCGAAACUGAGUUGAAAAUCAGUUUGCACAUCCUGCCUCUUUUACUUUCAUUUUUACCUGUAUUCUAAGACAGAAUUAUCUUAUUCAGUAUGGUAGAUGAUGGCGGUGGCGAUGAUAUCUAGGAUGGUGAUUUUUAAUGAAUAAGUAAUUGAUUUGAUUCCUUUGAGAAUGUUAGUAUUAUUUGGACAGACGUAAACCAGAAUCAGCCCAACUGUACUUUCUUAUUUCCUCUUGAGAGGAAAUCUUAUUUUUUUAACAGAGAAUCUAACAAUAUAAUGCCUUGAAACUUUCUGUAAAUUUACUUUAGGUUAUGAAGAACACUUAUACUCACAAAGCUUCAAGUCAGAAUUUUGAUUAGUUUUAGUCAUAACCCUAGCAGCAGGGACUGUAAAAAAUCUCUUAAAAAACUUGUAAAUUUUAAUUAAAAAACUCUCAAUAAAACAUUUAAAAUUUACAAAGAAGGGAACUCUUUUUGGGACUUGUUUUACAUAAAAUUUAUGAGAGGUCAAAAAGUACAAUAAUUGCUAAAAAAAACUCUUAAAAAAUUCUUAAGAGUAAUACACUGGUUUUUGAACACUUAUUUUACUUUAAAACGCAACAGUGUAUUUCCUUCGGAAAAUACACUAAAAAUGAGGUUUUUUUGGAGAGAGGUUUUUAACACCAUCUUUAUCUAAAUUUUGCCUCUCGUAAAUUUUUUGUAAAAUAAAUCCCAACAAAGGGUUCCUCUUUCGCAAAUUUUAACUAUUUUUCAAAGAAUUUUUUAGAAACAAAUUUUAACAGCCGUUGCUAACAGGGAAAAGUAAUGCAUGAUCCUUGGGCCUGUGCUCCCAAUAGGAGAGUGUCCAAAUGUCUUGAAUAUGUUUGUUUGUGAACCAUGAAUUGUGAUGAUGGGGAAAUUUGCCCGGAAACUUUUAAAUUUUAAUAAAACCUUUCAAUCAAAAGUUGGUCGGAAAAA
This is a messenger RNA of Bemisia tabaci, 3278 nucleotides long. The record is from RefSeq and is a predicted model, not a curated record. NCBI's taxonomy places the organism in Eukaryota, Metazoa, Arthropoda, Insecta, Hemiptera, Aleyrodidae.